AUGGCGCUAAUUACCACCCCCAUCACGGAACUCCUUCGCAUCGAGCACCCUAUCCUCCUGGCGGGGAUGGGUCAUACAGCCGGGUCUGAUCUGGUUGCUGCAGUUUCGAAUGCAGGAGGGCUGGGAGUCCUUGGUGGUUUGGGAUACACGCCCCAAAUGCUACGCGAUUCAAUUCGUGAAGUAAAGCAGAAGCUUCGUCGGCCAGGUCUUCCCUUUGGUGUUGACCUCUUGCUUCCGCAGCUGGGAGGCACAGCCCGCAAGACCAACGUCGACUACACCAAGGGCCUUCUGGACGACUUGAUCGAGGUCAUCAUCGAAGAAAAGGCGACUUUGUUUGUCUCUGCUGUGGGAGUUCCCCCCAAACGUGUGGUAGAUCGGCUGCACGCUGCGGGAAUCUUGUACAUGAACAUGGUCGGCCAUCCCAAGCAUGUCCACAAGGCCUGCCAGGCUGGAGCAGAUCUUAUUUGCGCCCAGGGCGGAGAAGCAGGCGGCCACACGGGUGAAAUUCCAACAAGCGUGCUCAUUCCGGCCUGUAUCGACGUUUGUAAACAGUACACGUCUUUUCUCACAAAGCAGCCCGUGCGUUUGGUGGCGGCGGGUGGAAUCUUUGAUGGUCGGGGUGUGGCCGGGGCGUUGGUCAUGGGCGCUGGUGCCGUGUGGGUCGGCACUCGAUUUGUGACAGCGCGUGAGUCCGCUGCUUCGAAGCUUGGCAAGAAGGCAAUCAUUGAUGCAGGGUUCGAAGACACGAUGAGAAGCACGCUGUGGACGGGCCGUCCGCUACGGGCUCUUGCAACACCCUAUAUCCGGGAUUGGGAGCUUAGCCGGCGCGAAGAGCUUGAGAAAUUGCAAAACGAUGGUCAGAUUGUCAUGGAUUAUGAGCUAGACAGGCUGACACAUGAAGGCAAGUUGACGGACGAGAUUGAAGAACAAGCUACUCAGAGGCCUAUGGGCUGUGGCGCCGCCAUGGUUACAAAGUCAGAGCAAUCUGCGAAUGAAAUUGUCCUCGAGAUGGUAGUCGAGGCAUUUGGACUCUUAAGAGCUGGUGGACAAUACUUGAAUGUGUCAUCUAAGCUGUGA
Molecule: messenger RNA, 1077 nt
Organism: Aspergillus candidus
Lineage: Eukaryota; Fungi; Ascomycota; Eurotiomycetes; Eurotiales; Aspergillaceae
Product: nitronate monooxygenase
Exons: 5
Coding region: 1-1077 (358 amino acids)
Molecular function (GO): nitronate monooxygenase activity
Source: RefSeq, a predicted model, not a curated record